CAUACCAUUUCAAUUAUACUAUAAAUAUUCUCACUAUAUCUUCCUUUUUCAUCACAAAAUUGUCGGUUACAUCAUCUCAACCAUCAUAACCAAUUAAAUUAAAUUGAGAGAAACUUAAAAAAGAAUGUUUCUAUUAGCACUCAUAAGCCUCACAAAAUGGUUUUGGUACCAUAUGAUUGUUAAAUCAUGUUAUCAAACUGCAAAAAAAUUGAAAAGUUAUAGCUUUAAUUUGUUUGAUCUUUCAUCUAAACCACUUCAUCAACCUUCAAUUUUUCCUAGUAUUUUGAAUUGUGAUUUAAAAGGUAGAGAGUCACAAACACUUGUUUGUGACAUUCAUAGUGUCCUAUUAAGAACUCAUUCUUUCUUUCCUUAUUUCAUGCUAAUUGCUUUUGAAGGUGGUAGCAUUUUAAGAGCUUUUAUAUUACUUUCUUCAUGUCCUAUAUUAUGGUUUUUAAGCUAUGAACUUAAGCUUAAAGUUAUGAUCUUCAUAACUUUUUGUGGACUUAAAAUAAAGGACAUGGAAAUGAUAGCAAGAGUUGUUUUACCAAAGUUUUACAUGGAGAAUCUUAAUCUUAUGCCUUAUGAGGUUUUGGUUUCAGCAAAGUGUAGAGUUUUCAUCACUUCUGUUCCUAGAGUUAUGGUUGAGGGAUUUUUGAAGGAAUAUUUGAAUGGUGAUGAUGUUAUAGCUACUGAAUUGCAAAGUGUUGGAUGUUACUUCACUGGUUUGAUCUCUAAGCAUGGUUUGGUUGUUAAGCAUAGUGCAAUAAUGGAUUAUUUUGGAGAUAAAAAACCUGAUUUAGGGAUUGGAAGCACAUGUGUCAAUGAUCAUCAUUUUAUAUCAUGUUGCAAGGAAGCUUAUGUGGUGAGCAAUGAAAUAAGUCCAAAAUCAAUCAUGCAAAGAGAAAAAUAUCCAAAACCAUUAAUAUUCCAUGAUGGAAGACUAGCAUUUUACCCUACACCUUCAUCAACUCUCUACAUGUUCAUGUGGCUUCCAAUUGCAAUUCCAUUAUCAAUUUAUAGAUUAUUUCUUGGAACAAUUGUUUAUUACAAAUGGGGUCUUGCAUUAGUAGGAUAUAGUGGUAUUACUAUAACUAUCAAAGGCUAUGAUAACACUAAAAAUAAUUUAGAAAAAAAUAAAGGAGUACUUUAUGUUUGUAAUCAUAGAUCAUUAUUAGAUCCUGUUUUUCUAAGCAUGAGUUUAAGAAAAACAUUAACAACUGUAACUUAUAGCUUAAGUAAAGUGUCUGAAAUUAUGUCUCCUAUUAAGACAAUGAGUUUAACAAGAGAUAGAGAACAAGAUAGAGAAACAAUGCAAAGGUUACUUGGUGAAGGUGAUUUAGUUGUUUGUCCUGAAGGAACAACUUGUAGGGAACCUUAUCUUUUAAGGUUUAGUUCACUUUUUGCUGAACUUGCUGAUGAGAUUGUGCCUGUUGCUAUGCAAGCUAAUGUGAGUUUGUUUUAUGGUACAACAGCUAGUGGAUUAAAAUGGUUGGAUUCAUUUUUGUUUUUGAUGAAUCCAUGGCCAACUUAUAUUAUUGAAUUACUUGAAAAAGUUCCAAAAGAAUUCACUUGUGCUGGUGGAAAGUCUCGUUUUGAAGUUGCUAAUUAUAUACAAAGAGAGUUGGGGAUUGCUUUGGGAUUUGAGUGUACAAAUAUUACUAGAAGGGAUAAAUAUAUGAUGUUAGCUGGAAAUGAAGGUGUUGUUCAUAAAAAGAAGUGAAAAUUGUGGUGAUUGAAGUUUCACAUUCAAGAUGUGUACAGUAUAAUUCUGGUUUGAAAUUAAUAUCUCUCUCUCUCUCUCUCUAUAUAUAUAUA
Trifolium pratense (red clover) is the source of this 1815-nucleotide messenger RNA. Its product is annotated as glycerol-3-phosphate acyltransferase 1-like. Gene Ontology annotation, biological process: cutin biosynthetic process. Gene Ontology annotation, cellular component: membrane. The record is from RefSeq and is a predicted model, not a curated record. Gene Ontology annotation, molecular function: glycerol-3-phosphate 2-O-acyltransferase activity; phosphatase activity. The coding region runs from base 125 to 1720 and encodes 531 amino acids. NCBI's taxonomy places the organism in Eukaryota, Viridiplantae, Streptophyta, Magnoliopsida, Fabales, Fabaceae. The transcript is spliced from 2 exons.